Messenger RNA from Sitophilus oryzae (rice weevil), 929 nucleotides. RefSeq names its product peroxiredoxin 1-like. Gene Ontology annotation, cellular component: cytosol. Gene Ontology annotation, molecular function: thioredoxin peroxidase activity. NCBI's taxonomy places the organism in Eukaryota, Metazoa, Arthropoda, Insecta, Coleoptera, Curculionidae. The record is from RefSeq and is a predicted model, not a curated record. Gene Ontology annotation, biological process: cell redox homeostasis; removal of superoxide radicals; cellular response to stress.
AUAAACUGCUUCUGCGUCAAUUCAAGGUCAAAAAUACCGGCUUCUAGAAGGAAUUUUUUUAGUUGCCGUUUGCCGCCAUUCAAUUGUCAUUUUCCGCUUGCAUUUGUUGCUGUCAGCUGCUCCAUCAGCUCUUGAAAUUCCUGAAUCUUUAAAAUAUCCAACAUGACUCCACCACUACAAAAACCUGCACCAUCUUUCAGCGGUACCGCUGUAAUUAAAGGCGACUUCAAAGACAUCAAAUUGGAAGACUUCAAAGGCCAAUAUGUAGUAUUAUUCUUCUACCCUCUCGAUUUCACUUUUGUCUGCCCAACUGAAAUCAUCGCCUUCUCCGACAGAGCUGAAGAAUUCAAGAAGAUUAACACUGCAGUUAUUGGAGUGUCCACUGACAGUCAUUUCUCCCAUUUGGCAUGGAUCAACACCCCCCGUAAACAGGGAGGUUUGGGUGAAAUGCAAAUCCCCCUUUUGGCCGACAAGAGUAUGGCCAUUGCUAAAGCUUACGGAGUUUUAGAUGAAUCGAGCGGUAUCGCUUUUCGUGGAUUGUUCAUCAUCGAUCCAAAGGGAACCCUUCGUCAGGUCACUGUCAACGACUUGCCAGUAGGUCGUUCGGUUGACGAGACCCUCCGUUUGGUUCAAGCCUUCCAAUUCACUGAUGAACACGGUGAGGUGUGUCCAGCCGGCUGGACUCCAGGCAAGAAAACCAUCAAACCAACAGUGGACAAGAGCAAGGAAUACUUCAACACCGCCAACUAAGUUGGGCUCAUGUCCCAGAACACUUUUUUUUACGUACUCCAUAUUUUAUUUACUUCCAAAAUUUGUUUUCCUUUUAGUGUAACUGUUUUGUGUUUUUGAUGUUCUUUUGGUUAUUCAUUAUACAACUUAAUAUUAAGAAUAAAUAUUGUUAACAAAUGUAAUAAAACAUUGUGUAUGAU